AUUUUAAUUUUUCUCUUCUUUCAAUUAUAAUUUUUAAGAUGCCAACUACUUGACCUAAUGAGGUGAUUGAAAUCAUGUUAUGAAUGUUAGCUUUUUCAAUAAACAUUUUCAUAACCCUUCCUAUCAACAACAAUCCUUACUAAUUUAUAAAAUUGUCCAUCAAGUCUAUCAACUUACCCCUAUUUUUAAAAGAUAUGAUGCCAGGAAAUACUUUGGUAGCAAGUUCCAACUGUGAUGAAUAUUGCAUGAGCAUAAUUAAGACUCGACUGUCUUCAUAAUUUUGAAAGCCUUUUCUAUCACACAACUUUGUUCUGGCUAUGUCUUGGCUAAUUGGUUUUUCUUUCUUUACUUUGUUUGUGGUUUGAUUUCCAGUUGUAAACUAAUUGCAAUUUAAUUGUAUAAUUUGUCUUUCAACAUGGAGGAGAUCAGGAGAUAAUUAAUUUUCUGGGCUGUAUUUGAAUUGGAUUUUUGAAUUACAUGAUUAAAGUAUGACUUCUAUUGGUAGAAUUGAGAUACCAAAGCGAACCUCUCUAUAUGCGUUUUAUUAUGUUUCAUAUGUAGCACGGGAACAAUAGGACUGGCGAAAUGGUAUUAUUUUAAGGUUUUCCAUUUUAAAAUUAAAGUUUCAUGUCUGAAUUGCUAAGUUUCCGGCAUAUUUUAGGAAUUGCGAAUGUUGAUUGAAGAAGUGUCCUUGCUACUUCAGUGACUUUAGCUUUUUGUAUUCUUUUUAUUUGUAAGUCAUUGGUAUUUGUUUUGCCUAUGAAAAUAACCGUUUUUUCGAUGUUCAAAGCAAAUUACUAUGUUGAUUUGCAGUCCAAGGGUAUCAUUAUGUGGAUGCAGCAUUCGUCAUCCCUCGGAUGCUCGAGUUAAUAUUCGAGUUCAAACAACAGGUAAAUCAGGAAGGGAAGUAUUGAAAGAUGCAUGCCAGAAUUUGAUGUUCAUGUGCCAGCAAGUUAGGAGCACUUUUAUGCGGGAUGUUAUUGAUUUUCUUCUUCCUGGCACAUACUGUUAUUUUUCCUUAUAUUUUCCCUUUUAUCUCCCAAGUAGUUGAACUUUUUUUGGCCCUCUUUAGAAUAAUGAGGUCCAAGUGAUGAUGCUAUAAUUUAUAUUACCAAUCUCAAGGAAACCAUGUUUAGAUUCAUCUUCCGAUUAGAUAUGCAAAAAUGUUUA
Mercurialis annua (annual mercury) is the source of this 1170-nucleotide messenger RNA. RefSeq lists its product as uncharacterized. Gene Ontology annotation, molecular function: DNA-directed RNA polymerase activity; protein dimerization activity. The record is from RefSeq and is a predicted model, not a curated record. Gene Ontology annotation, cellular component: RNA polymerase III complex; RNA polymerase I complex. Gene Ontology annotation, biological process: DNA-templated transcription. Bases 800 to 1051 code for a protein of 83 amino acids. NCBI's taxonomy places the organism in Eukaryota, Viridiplantae, Streptophyta, Magnoliopsida, Malpighiales, Euphorbiaceae. The transcript is spliced from 2 exons.